AUGGAAAGAGACUCCAAUGAAAGGGAAGAGAAAGAGGAUAAUGAUAGGAGUAGUAUUUUGCCAAUAUACUCAGCAGCUCGAUCUGAGCAAGACAUGUCUGCUAUGGUUUCUGUGCUCUCUCAAGUUAUUGGAAACUCUUCUUCUUCUGUUGAUUCCUCCUUGCAUGUUAAUCCACUAACCCUAAUUCCACAAUCCACUGCUACACUUCAGCAAAACCAGUCUCAAUCAUCUAUUCAAGAUCAAGGGAAUUCGGGACGGAGACGGUAUAGAGGAGUUAGGCAAAGACCAUGGGGUAAAUGGGCCGCCGAAAUCCGUGACCCAAAGAAAGCUGCUAGAGUUUGGCUUGGUACAUUUGAGACUGCUGAAGCUGCAGCACUUGCUUAUGAUGAAGCUGCUCUUAAAUUCAAAGGCAACAAAGCUAAACUCAAUUUCCCUGAAAGAGUUCAAGGCCAAACUCAAUUCCAAUACCUUACUACUACUCAAAAUAAUACUAGUCACUUGCCUAAUAUUGUUCCUCAACAACAACAAUUUCCAGCUGCCACGUCAUCAAAUAAUCAUCUUUCGAUCCCUUCUAAUUUUCAGUCUUAUUACCCUAAUGUGCACCAAUAUGCUGAGCUACUUCGUAGUGACAAUAAUGUUACUGAUUUGAACUUCGGUGUCUCGCCAAGUAGUUAUCACUAUUUAUCACCAGGUUCUUUUGAUUUUUCGCAAUCAUCAUGUAACACAUCGUUGGAAUUGCCAGCAUCGAAUGAGGAGCAGCAACAACUAAGUAAUUAUUAUCAGCAAGAAGAUGAAGCAUCGCAAUUUAGAAAUUCUAGUUCAAGUUGUGGACCUCAUGGAGGUAACUGGGAAGAGUUUGAACACGGAAAGUAACUUCAAAUUCUCCUACGAAAUGCCAUGCCAGUGGCGAGGAUGUUGUCGAGAAUAUAUGAUUAAGUGAGUAAAAGUGUGUUAUCUUUAACGACUUUAGCUUUCAAAUGAGAUGGUCUUCUACUUGGUAUUAGAACAGACAAAGGUCUGAGUUUGAGGCUCACUUAUCAUCUGGCAUCAAAACGAAUUUCCACAUUCUUGGACCGUGAAAACGAAUCAGGCCUGCGUGUUAGGUGACAUGUUGAGAAUACAGUUAAAGUGGGGGCUUUUAAUAUUUUUUUUUGUGAUCUUUCAGUUAAUUGUAACUUCAGACUUCAGAGCGGCUUUUAGCGUAACUUGCUAUGAACUAUAUAUAGUCGUGAAGUAACGGAAAAUAUGUACGGUGUGAUUUUAUGCAAGGUUAACUAAGCUUCUCUUCA
Messenger RNA from Lycium barbarum (goji berry), 1289 nucleotides. RefSeq names its product ethylene-responsive transcription factor ERF113-like. Bases 1 to 873 code for a protein of 290 amino acids. Lineage: Eukaryota; Viridiplantae; Streptophyta; Magnoliopsida; Solanales; Solanaceae. The record is from RefSeq and is a predicted model, not a curated record. Gene Ontology annotation, biological process: regulation of DNA-templated transcription; ethylene-activated signaling pathway. Gene Ontology annotation, molecular function: DNA-binding transcription factor activity; DNA binding. The transcript is spliced from 2 exons.